AUGAGUGACUCACUGUUGGUAACUUCGGGAGGCAAAAGACGUGGAAGGAAGCCAGGAUUGAACAGCACAGUUGCUCAAAGAAGUGCGGCAAAUGCUCGUGAACGCUCUAGAAUGCGGGUACUGUCUGGUGCAUUUGUGGAGCUUAAAGGUGCCCUGCCUUGGGUACCAAAAGAUACAAAGUUGUCAAAACUGGAUACGCUCAAACUCGCAGCUGGUUAUAUAGCCUAUCUUCGUCGAAUCCUGGACACCGCAUCUGAUUCAGAUGACAGUCCCCAGGAGGAUGGGUUGACUUGCUCCAACUCGCCUGAAAAAUCGUUGAGCUUGUUCAGUCUGACAACACAUACAGGACAGUCUUUGAAAAGUUGUCUGGAAACAAGCCGACUACAGCACUUUCGAACAGCUCAUGAUCGAUCGGUCAGCGAAUCGGAGUUUUAUCCGGGAAGAGCCACUUGUGAACUAGGCUCAUCUUUAUGUCAGGAAAUACGUCCAUUCCUGGGUAUUCCUUCGGACUGCAUAUACUCUGAAGACAUCUUCAGCAACGAGAACAAGGCAAGUAGAAACAAGGAGGUUGUUCCGGAGUCUAAGUUUGGAUCGACACCUCCACAAGACCACUGUUUGUCUACAGUUCAUUCAAAGAACUCCUGGCAAAACUACCACUGUAGUAACAAGGGUGAGACGUGUGAUCUGACGCGGUGGCUGUCUAUUCACUCGGCUGAACAGGAUGGCCGCUUCGACUUCGACAACAAGACCUUCAAUAUUUCUGCAUCAGAAAGUCCCGAUUAUUUGGGUGACAGACCUGAACAUGCAGUUUCCCAUUUCCACCCACUCAUGCGAGAGCACAUUACUUCUUCCUAUGGCUCAGAAGCGGCUGUUCUCAACACAGAACUUUCCCGUCUCCUUUCACCAACAAUCAAGACACUUUGGAGUACAAACCGUCUGGAUGACAUGUGCCCUGACGUCUCCCAUCUUUCUCAAAUGAAGUACACGACAGAUUUUUUGAAUUCCUCUCAGUCAGUUUACCCGAUAGGUGAUAUCAAUGCGGACAGGUUGUUCACAGCUGUGGGAGCCAAGUAUCCGGAAGCUUACUUCACGAAAGUCUGA
Opisthorchis viverrini is the source of this 1101-nucleotide messenger RNA. RefSeq lists its product as hypothetical. The transcript is spliced from 3 exons. NCBI's taxonomy places the organism in Eukaryota, Metazoa, Platyhelminthes, Trematoda, Opisthorchiida, Opisthorchiidae. Bases 1 to 1101 code for a protein of 366 amino acids. The record is from RefSeq and is a predicted model, not a curated record. Gene Ontology annotation, molecular function: RNA polymerase II transcription regulatory region sequence-specific DNA binding; DNA-binding transcription factor activity, RNA polymerase II-specific; protein dimerization activity. Gene Ontology annotation, biological process: developmental process; regulation of transcription by RNA polymerase II.